This is a messenger RNA of Drosophila serrata, 722 nucleotides long. RefSeq names its product SOSS complex subunit B homolog. Gene Ontology annotation, cellular component: SOSS complex. Gene Ontology annotation, biological process: response to ionizing radiation; mitotic G2/M transition checkpoint; double-strand break repair via homologous recombination. Gene Ontology annotation, molecular function: DNA binding. The record is from RefSeq and is a predicted model, not a curated record. Lineage: Eukaryota; Metazoa; Arthropoda; Insecta; Diptera; Drosophilidae.
UUUCAAAAAACAUCAACAUAAAAUCCUUUUAAUUACAUUUAUAAUGUACAACGUGGACUGCAUUGCAAUUAAGGACAUCAAGCCAGGUCUGAAGAACAUCAAUGUCAUCUUCAUUGUGCUGGAGGUGGGCGUGGCCACGGUGACGAAGGAAAAUCGCGAGGUGCGAAACUUCAAAGUCGGCGACCAUACGGCCUGCAUAAAUGUCUCGAUUUGGGACGAGCCGGGAAAGCUCAUACAACCCGGCGACAUUAUAAGACUAACGAAAGGCUACGCCUCCAUUUGGAGGCACUUGACUUUGUAUUCCGGCAAGAACGGAGAGGUCUUCAAGAUCGGAGAAUUCUGCAUGAUCUUCAAUGAGGGCCUUAACAUGAGCGAGCCAAAGAGACCGGAACAGCAGGCGGUGGCCAAUACAGGCGGACCAGUUGCUGUUGGAUUGCCAGCAGGUGGUGGAGCACCUGUAGCUGCUGCCGCAUCUGGAGUACCCACUCCCCAGAGUCCAGCAACAACUGCACCAGUGUCUGCACCUCCCAAUACGCCACAGGCGGCAGGAAAGCAGGGCACACGCGGCGGAAGAGGAGGCGGAGGACGUGGCGGCCUCAAGGGCGACCGGCGAUAAACAUUAAGGGAUUAUCAUAGGUUUAUAGGGAAUCUAGGCGUAGGAAUAUUAAUAACUUGGUUCAAAUAUUAAAGGCUAAGUUUGCGUGUUUUAUUUUUGAAUUUAA